This is a messenger RNA of Jaculus jaculus (lesser Egyptian jerboa), 2506 nucleotides long. RefSeq names its product SET domain containing 6, protein lysine methyltransferase (gene Setd6). The transcript is spliced from 6 exons. The record is from RefSeq and is a predicted model, not a curated record. Gene Ontology annotation, biological process: peptidyl-lysine monomethylation. Gene Ontology annotation, cellular component: nucleus. Lineage: Eukaryota; Metazoa; Chordata; Mammalia; Rodentia; Dipodidae. Gene Ontology annotation, molecular function: protein binding; protein-lysine N-methyltransferase activity. Bases 285 to 1256 code for a protein of 323 amino acids.
GCUGUUCGCGGUACCGCGGGCCGCGCUCCUGUCGCCGCACACCUGCUCCAUCCGAGGCCUCCUGGAGCGAGGUAGGUACGGACGGGCGGGGGAGACCCGUCGGGUGUUGCGGCCUGCACUCGGACCCCCCCUUGCUGGCGUCUUCCUCAGAGCGAGAUGCGCUGCAGAGCCAGUCGGGCUGGGUGCCGCUGCUGCUGGCGCUGCUCCAUGAGCUGCAGGCUCCAGCAUCGCCCUGGAGCCCAUACUUCGCGCUCUGGCCGGACUUGGGCCGUUUGGAGCAUCCUAUGUUCUGCUGGGUGGGCUAUCCCUGCAGGCCAGAGGAGGAGCGGCGGCGCUUGCUGCAGGGCACCGGCGUCCCAGAGGCCGUGGAGAAGGAUUUGGCAAACAUCCGCAGCGAGUACCACUCCGUCGUCCUGCCCUUCAUGGAAGCCCACCCUGAUCUCUUCAGCCCCAGUGUUCGUUCUCUGGAACUCUAUCAACAGCUUGUGGCCCUCGUGAUGGCCUAUAGCUUUCAAGAACCACUAGAGGAAGAGGAGGAUGAGAAGGAGCCAAAUUCUCCUUUGAUGGUGCCUGCUGCAGACAUACUUAACCACGUAGCCAAUCACAAUGCCCAUCUAGAAUAUUCUACAGAUUACCUGCGGAUGGUGGCCACUCAGCCCAUUCCUAAAGGCCAUGAGAUUUUCAACACUUACGGGCAAAUGGCUAAUUGGCAACUGAUUCAUAUGUACGGUUUUGUUGAGCCAUAUCCUGACAACACAGAUGACACAGCUGACAUUCAGAUGGUGACAGUCCGUGAUGCUGCAUUGCAGGGGGCAAAAGAUGAAGCUGAAAGGCUCCUCCUGUGUGAGCGCUGGGAUUUCUUGUGCAAGCUAGAGAUGGUAGGGGAAGAGGGAGCAUUUGUGAUUGGUCGUGAGGAGGUGCUGACCCAUGAGGAGCUGACUGCCACACUGAAGGUACUGUGUAUGCCUGCUGAGGAGUUCAGAGAGUAUAAAGACCGAGAUGAAUGGGGAAAGGAUGAAACAGAAGAGGACAACCUGACUGUCUCAAGUAUCCCCAGCCUCAAAGCAUCAUGGAGACAGCUUCUUCGAGACAGCGUUCUGUUGACCCUACAAAUGUAUGCCACAGACUUAAAAACUGAGCAAGAUUUACUUAAUAAGGAAGUCUAUGUCAAACUCAGCUGGAGGGAACAGGCAGCCUUACAGGUUCGCUAUGGUCAGAAGAUGAUCUUACAUCAGUUGUUGCAACUCACAAGUUAGUAGGCUCCCUGUUGACUGAAUACCAGAAGUAAGAACUUUUUGUGUAAGCUGAUGUUACUUGAUUGAAAAGGAAGGAAAUUUGGAUCUUUUGUUUUUCUUACCAGUAAUGACAAAAGUUGUGCUAGAAUUAACUUUGGAGGUCAGAAUGGCAUGUUUAAGGGUUGAAACUGGCAGACUGCCAAUUGUUACUGUUACUUAGGGACAAGAUAUUACAUAGAUAUUUUGUAGCAAUUUUUUUAAAAUAAGCAUUUAAUAACAUGGACACAGGAGACAGGUAAUUUACCUGCACCUUCAGUCUAACUGCUUGUCUGAAGUGUGCUCUAAUAACUCUUUGAAGAAACCAAUUCAAAGAUACCAAAGACCUGUUGACCUCACUGGUUUUAAGAUUCCAGCUGUUUACUAUACUCUUAGCCAUAAAUUAUAAAUGGAUUUACUUUCAAACACUACCUAUUCAUACAAAAAUAACUAUUUUUUUUUAAAUACAACAGUUUUCUCAUUACAGAAAUAUACACAAAAAUAAUUUACUUGGUGGCACACACCAGCUCUGGAGGCAAGGAAGGAGACUGAGUUUGGUAGGCAUUAUCUUCAAAAAGUCUUGCUUAUUAAAACAUGAUGGCUAAGUAGGAGGAAAUAAACCACUUUUGCUGAAUGAUAAGAAUUUAUUUCCCAGUAGUUCUGCCAAGUUAUAGGCUUUCCACCUUUUCUCCUCACUAGCACUGGCUGCUAAGAAAGGACACCGUGGACUCAAGUGACAUAACUGUAAGGUUUACCUAUAGCCUGCACAAAGGAUAUUAUGAAACGAUGACUAAGGAACUAAAAAGGCUACAAAAUACAAGGGCCAAUCUGUAUGCAAACACCUAAAAUCCUUACAGAAGGUGCUAUUGGUCCUUCAGACUUACUCCCCUAGGCCUAAGUAGGGUCAUGGGGAAAUGAUAAUACGUAAAAUUUGGUCCCAUUUUCUGAGUGUCAGGAAGAGUGUUGGUUUCAAGGUGUAUUCUUCCAUAAGGCCAGAAAGCUGAUUAAACUGCUUUACCCUGCCAGUUUUAAAAUGGCUGUGGAAAAGGCAAGCAUAGAUUUCAACUACUUAAUUGACUUUCAGGUCUAUUCACAUUUUAAAAGUGUUACAGGCCUUUAAUCCAAGCAGAGGUAGGAGGAUUACUGUGAGUUCGAGGUCAGGCUAGGACCACAAUGUGAGUUUCCAUGUCAGCCUAGGCUACCUACUUCAAAAAUAAAUUUGUUAACAAAGCUAA